Physcomitrium patens is the source of this 2467-nucleotide messenger RNA. RefSeq names its product 3-oxoacyl-[acyl-carrier-protein] synthase II, chloroplastic. The record is from RefSeq and is a predicted model, not a curated record. NCBI's taxonomy places the organism in Eukaryota, Viridiplantae, Streptophyta, Bryopsida, Funariales, Funariaceae. Gene Ontology annotation, biological process: fatty acid biosynthetic process. Gene Ontology annotation, molecular function: 3-oxoacyl-[acyl-carrier-protein] synthase activity. Gene Ontology annotation, cellular component: mitochondrion.
CACCCCCCCUCGAAUGCAUCCCUUCUUCUUUAUACUCUCUCUCUCAUGCAUUAACCACAGCCAUUGUCAUUGUAUUGGUGCUAAUAGAGGAAGAGGAAGAGGAGGAAGAGGAAGAGGAGGAGAAGGAAGAGGAGGAGGGGGAAAAGGAGGAGGAGGAAGAGGAGUAGGAGGAGUGGUGGCGGAGCAUAUUCGCAUUGUUCUGUUUUUCGGAGUUGUGUGUGCGGCUGUGUGAGAGUGUGAGAGUGGGGAGGCUAUGGUGUUGCCGGGUUAAGCAGGAUGUUGACGAGUAGGUAACGGGGAGGUGAUUGACAGUGGGAGGCGAAGGGGGCGUAGCAGCAGAAGCAGCAGUAAGAGGAAAAAGCGUGUUGAGGCACCAGCUCUGAGUUGUUAAAUACGACAUUGAAGGAUGGCAUUCACGGCAGCCACAUCGCCCCUGUGCACUUGGUUAAUAGCUGCCUGUGUAACCAAUUCUGUAGCAGGGCUUACUGGUAAUGAUGCUCCUGUGAGCUCAGGGCCUCUGGGUAGAAGACUGAAGAGGAGAAUUGCUCGCUCAAAGCAAUUGACGGCAGAAAGCUGGUUAGGUAUUGGUGUUCAAGCAGCAAGUCGGUCAGGCCAAAGUUUAGUAGCAUUCUGUGAAUCUGGUCUUUCAGAAUUAGGAACAUUUUGUAGUCUUCAGGGAUUCAAAGAGUGCAACAAUUUGAAGCAGGAGUCUCUCUUUGGGGAUGGCUUUUUUGGGGAGAGUCUGCGAGGUUUGCGAGGUUUGCGAGGUUCCGGUUCAAAGUCUAUAAGAGCUGGCCGAAGAGCUGUAGCAGCAGGAAAGGCUUCAGCUGUUGUAGUCCAACCAGCGAAGGAGUCAGAGCAGAAGAAAAAUAAAAAAACUGCAACCAAGCAAAGAAGGGUUGUGGUGACUGGUAUGGGUUUGGUAUCUUGUCAUGGUCAUGACCCUGAUACAUUCUAUGAGAACUUAUUGACGGGGAAAAGUGGGAUCACUGAGAUAGAGAGAUUUGACUGCAGAGAUUUUCCAACUAGGUUUGCUGGAGAAAUUAAGUCCUUUUCGACGGAGGGCUGGGUGGCUGGAAAGUUCGCCAGGCGCAUGGAUAGGUUCAUGCUAUACCUUCUUACAGCAGGAAAAAAAGCUGUGAUGGACGCGGACAUUUCAGAAGAAGUCAUGAAAGACUUGGAUAAGUCAAAAUGUGGUGUUCUCAUUGGUUCUGCAAUGGGAGGGAUGCAGGUAUUUAAUGAUGCCAUAGAGGCAUUACGGGUUUCGUAUCGAAAGAUGAACCCUUUCUGCGUUCCUUUUGCAACUACCAAUAUGGGCUCAGCUAUGCUAGCAAUGGAUCUGGGGUGGAUGGGACCCAACUAUUCCAUUUCAACAGCUUGUGCCACAAGCAAUUUUUGUAUGCUUAGUGCCGCAAAUCACAUCAUCAGAGGUGAAGCUGAUGUGAUGUUGUCAGGAGGUUCGGAUGCUGCCAUUAUUCCCAUUGGUCUUGGCGGAUUUGUUGCUUGCAGAGCCCUUUCUCAGCGCAACGAUGAUCCAGCCAAAGCUUCUCGUCCUUGGGAUAAGAAUCGGGAUGGAUUUGUUAUGGGAGAGGGUGCAGGCGUUCUCCUGCUGGAGGAGUUGGAACAUGCCAAGACACGGGGAGCAGAGAUAUAUGCAGAGUUUCUCGGAGGAAGCUUCACUUGUGAUGCUUAUCACAUGACAGAGCCCCACCCAGAAGGUGCUGGAGUACUCCUUUGCAUAGAAAAGGCCUUGGCUCAAUCAGGAGUAAACAAGACUGAUGUCAACUAUGUGAAUGCUCAUGCAACUUCAACAAAAGCUGGUGAUCUGCAGGAGUACAAGGCUCUUAUGAAAGCUUUUGGUGGAAAUCCUGAGCUUAAAGUGAACUCCACUAAAUCUAUGGUGGGUCAUUUGCUUGGAGCCGCUGGUGCUGUAGAAGCUAUUGCAACAAUCCAGGCAAUCAGGAGUGGUUGGGUUCAUCCAACAAUCAACCUUGAGGAUCCAGAGAGUGAAGUGAAUCUCGGAGGAUUUCGCUGCGUAUCCGUUCCCCUCAAAUUCCUCAGUUGUUUGCAGUUGCCCAAUAUCGAUCUUGCCUGCAAAGGAUAUGAACGUGAUAGUUGGAGAUGAGAAGCAGAGAUUGGAUAUCAAAGUUGCUCUGUCGAACUCCUUUGGCUUUGGGGGUCAUAAUUCGUCAAUUCUAUUCGCUCCUUACGUGGAAGCCAAUGAGGAAGAGUGACGUAACACUCAUCUGUGGACGCACUUCCUCCUUCCCCAGGACUCCGAAAUGUUUUGGCUGUGAUCCUGUCCGACGCAAGAGUAAGAUACUGGCUCUGUUGCCUAUGCUAGAGAUUGGUUUAUCCAUCAAGGCUCUCUCUCAAAAUGAGCUACACCAACAUUACAAUGCUAAUCCUUCGUGUAAUUGAUCGCUGAAAUGAAACGUGUACAGAUCCAGAACUUUUUUUUCCGUAA